UUUUUUUUUCUUCCUUUGAUUACUCCCCUCUCCUUUUUUCUUUAUUAACAGAAAAUCAAAAUGGCUACUGACCAAAACAAGUUCGUCAUCGUAAGUAACUAAAUGAAUGUUGUGUAAUAAAGAUACUAAAAGAAUUGUUCAGGACUUCCUUAUGGGUGGUGUCUCCGCCGCUGUCUCCAAGACUGCUGCUGCCCCUAUUGAACGUAUCAAGCUCUUGAUCCAAAACCAAGAUGAAAUGAUCAAGCAAGGUCGUCUCUCUCACCCCUACAAGGGUAUUGGUGACUGUUUCGCCCGUACCAUGAAGGAUGAAGGUGCCAUCUCUUUCUGGAGAGGUAACACUGCCAACGUUAUCCGUUACUUCCCUACCCAAGCUUUGAACUUUGCCUUCAAGGAUAAGUUCAAGCGUAUGUUCAACAAGGAUAAGAAGAGAGAUGGUUACUGGGCUUGGUUCGCCGGUAACUUGGCUUCUGGUGGUGCUGCUGGUGCUGCUUCCCUCUUCUUCGUCUACUCUUUGGAUUAUGCUCGUACUCGUCUUGCUAACGAUGCCAAGUCUGCCAAGAAGGGUGGUGAACGUCAAUUCAACGGUUUGAUCGAUGUCUACAAGAAGACCCUCGCCUCCGAUGGUAUCUCUGGUUUGUACCGUGGUUUCAACAUCUCUUGUGUUGGUAUCAUUGUCUACCGUGGUCUUUACUUCGGUCUCUACGAUUCCGUCAAGCCCCUCAUGCCCGAAAAUCUCCAAAGCUCCUUCUUGGCUACCUUCGCUCUUGGUUGGGCUGUUACCACUGGUUCUGGUCUUGCUUCUUACCCCAUCGAUACUGUUCGUCGUAGAAUGAUGAUGACUUCCGGUGCUGCCGUCAAGUACGACUCUUCUCUCCACGCUUUCCGUGAAAUCGUUGCCAAGGAAGGUACCAAGUCUCUCUUCAAGGGUGCUGGUGCUAACAUCCUCCGUGCCAUCGCUGGUGCUGGUGUCUUGUCUGGUUACGAUUACCUCCAAGUCAUGGUCUUCGGUAAGAAGUACUAAAUUGUUUAGACUUUGCCAUUUUCCAUUUUCUGUAAUAUUAUAUAUUUUUAAAUUAAAUUUAAAAAAGUCCAAUUUGAAAGGCCCUUUAGAGCCUUUGUACCAGAAUAAAGAAAAAGUAUUUCUCCU
Messenger RNA from Gilbertella persicaria, 1147 nucleotides. RefSeq names its product ADP,ATP carrier protein. Gene Ontology annotation, biological process: mitochondrial ADP transmembrane transport; mitochondrial ATP transmembrane transport. The record is from RefSeq and is a predicted model, not a curated record. Gene Ontology annotation, molecular function: ATP:ADP antiporter activity. Gene Ontology annotation, cellular component: mitochondrial inner membrane. NCBI's taxonomy places the organism in Eukaryota, Fungi, Mucoromycota, Mucoromycetes, Mucorales, Choanephoraceae. The coding region runs from base 107 to 1021 and encodes 304 amino acids. The transcript is spliced from 3 exons.